Molecule: messenger RNA, 6151 nt
Organism: Eriocheir sinensis (Chinese mitten crab)
Lineage: Eukaryota; Metazoa; Arthropoda; Malacostraca; Decapoda; Varunidae
Exons: 7
Coding region: 182-1633 (483 amino acids)
Source: RefSeq, a predicted model, not a curated record
GUGAUAACCUGUGCUCCUGCCUCCUGUUUUAUUAGUCUUUUCUCCUUUAUUUUAACAUGACUGUGUAGCCAGGCCCUGUGCUCCCACGUCCCCCGCCCCGCUGCUGGCCCGCGUAGGUGUGCUGAUGCCAGGUAACGGAGAGUGGUGGUGAACAUGACGCAGUGAGUACAGGAGAAAGACAAUGACAAUCCCUCACAACAACAUGGCCGAGGGGGAGACGGAUGAGCAGGAAACACUCAUCCGCGCUGACGACCUACAGGAGCUGAGCGUCGGAGGUGCCGGUGCCAGUGACGGAGGCGGGGGCAAUGGGGGAGGUGGGGGAGCAGGGGGAAGCAGCAUGUUGGCCCUCCCCUCUCUCCUGCAGCAGCCGCCCCCUGCCUGGCACCUGCCCCUGCACUGCGCUGCCCUGGUGGUGGUGGCCGCCGCCCUUGUCAUAAUGCUCCCUGUGUACCUAGAGUCCAUCAACAUAGCUGGUGACGCAUAUUCCGGCCUCCUCUUCUUCUCCCUCUUCACGGCGGCCCCCAUCGUCCUUUGUGUCCAAGUACGCUACAGCUACUUCUGCCAACUGGGGCGCCUGGGACCACCCUCGCCUGCCCGUGUGUUCCGCCUUGGGGCCGCACACGGGCUGGCUACGCUCAUGGCCGUGUAUGCGCUGGACCGGCGGAGGGUGGUGUGUCACGCCCAGGAGCCUCUCAUGGGGCUGGUGGUGAUGUACAUGAUCAUCAUUUACUUCUUCUACCGGGGACCAGAGUUGAGUUCUGCCAAGAUGUUCUCCCUGUGCGGUGUGCUCAGCGGACUCUUCCUUGCUGUGGACUUCCAGCUUAACAACAAGUUCCGUUGCCGAGGGGCUGAGCGGGGCAGUGAAGGGACGAUGGAGGGGUAUGAAUGGGGGAUGGAGGCCCAUUCACUGUGGACCAUCGUGUACGCUGUGGCGCUGUUCCUCUUCACACUGGCCUGGCUGCUGCUGGAGAGGGAGGUGCUGUCCAAGAAGGGCAUUGAUCCAGGCCGACACCUCAUCACCACUGUAUCAGGCGUGGCUGGUGGUGGUGGUGAAGACACAGAAGCACUGGUGGUAGUGACUGGCAGCGGUGGUGGUGGUGGUGGUGGUGGAGGGCUGGUGUUGGUGCCACCCCCUUCUUUGCCCAAUGCCAAGUGGGAGCUGUACAUGGUGUGGUUCACACUGGCCUCCCUCGCCACCACCCUCGCCCUCCUCUGGACAGACUUUUUCACCACGCUUGGCAAGGCUGGUUCUCCCUCUGAGUUUGUCCACCUGGCUGCUGGUGCGUGGAGGUGUCACUUCCACUGGGGGGGUGAGUGUGGCCCAACAGCCCUGUAUGGGUGGUCCAUGGCAGCACUACACGUCAUGUUCCUGGGGCUGCUGGGGAAAGUGAUGGCGGCCACACAGUCCAUGGUGUUCGCCCUGGCCACCACCGCCCUGGCCCUCCCUAUACAGGCCAUCUGGUGGUCACUCUUCACCAUGGGAGGGCCGCUCGGCAUGGUGUGGCAGCCCCAGGUGACUGGGGAGCUUGUGUUCAGCCUGCUUGGGGCGCCCGUCAUGGUGGCAUGUCUCUGCUUCUGGUGCCAUGUGGACGCCCGCCACGCCCACCGCACCAACAGCCUCCUCCUCACCUAGGCACUGACCGGGCAGGGGCAGGGCUGGAGUGUGUGUGUGUGUGUGUGUGUGUGUGUGUGUGUGUGUGUGUGCUCAUUGUAUUUGUUUUCUAGUCUCCUGACAUACAUGCUUAAUGCAAGCUUAUCCGUCACUUUACAUGUUAUCAUACAUACAGUGUUUGUCGCCAACACAUGCUGUUGAAGCUCCUCUAAUUUAUUUAUUUAUUUUUCCAUGUGUUGUGACAGUUAACUGUGUGUGCACUUAAAGGAAUUUGCAGAAUAUUAAACUAAAUGCUUACUAUAAGGCCAUGGUAAAUGAGACACUGAGUGCAGUAAAGGGACAAAUGCCACAUUCCUGAACUUUAGAUUUUACUAUUAUGCUACUACACAACAUUUCCUCUAACUCCAGACAACAAAGCUGCCUGGUACUGCAGUGUUUCUUAGGCUGAGAGUACACAUAACUUUGUGCCUGUAAGGAAAAUCACCUGUAUAGUGUGUGAUUUUCUGUGGAGGGCUGAUGAGCAAGAGAUGGGGACAAGCACUCACUCCCUUCUGUAUCUGCCUCUCAUUCUUUUGAUUUCCAGAGAGAAGGGGUCAGGCAUCUGCUUCCCUCAGUAGCAGCCUCUCUUAUAUAGUCUGUUUCAUUUCAUCUGUCCACCGACAAAGUAGGAAUUUUGAUGAAUGUGUCACCUGCACAUUUCUAGUUCAUGAAUGCGAGAAGUUCAACUGUUGUGAUAGACAUUCAAGCUUGUUUUUCAGUAAUAUAUUUGAAUGUUUGUGUAUACAAAAAACAACUCAGUUGUUUGCAUCAAUAAUCUAACAUACAAGCACACAAAAAGAAAAGCUGGCAUCAAAUAUUAAAAGACAUCUGGCUCUGCAAGUGCAAGUAAGGGUAUCUUAAUAAUUUACUGCUUUUAAAUACCUAUUAUAAAUCGAAAUAACAUGAAAUAGUAAAUAAUAAUUGUUGAAUGCGAUGCUAGGCUAUUUAGAUUUAGUUAUUUACAUGCAACACAUCAAAAUUCCUUAUAUAUAGACACUUGCAGAGUCUGAUAUCACUUUAUGUACCUGAAUGAGAUGAAAUAUGGGUAUCUGAAAGGCUAUGAAGGCUAUGAAUCGUCUGAGUAUGAUCAAACUAUACUGUUUGAUAUACAAGUUGUUCUUUCAUGUGCUUGUAUGGUAGAUUAUCGAUGCAAAUUGGCACGUUUGCAGUUCAUGUAAGAGGGCUUGAGGUUUUUUCGUAAACACAGACACUCAAAUAUAUCACUGAAAAUAUAAGGUUGAUCUUCACGCAAUCACAAACUGACAAUACGCAGGUACCACAUCUGUGUUCACGAGUGGACAGACAGAAUGAAACAGACUAUACCUAGUCACUAUUCUCUGGUCUCAUAGUUGAUGGAAGUUCCUUUUCCUACAAAUGUCACAGAAAUGCUAUGUGAUAGAACUUCAAUCUCUUCAGUUAUUUUUCAUUUGGUGGGAAGGAGGAAGGGAAGACCACUUUGAGGAAGAUGAGAGGGUGAUGAGAGUUGUGAGGGCUGGAGGCACGCAGCAUGGCCCUGCCAUGCUGUCCACAUGCAUCUUCUUGCACAAAGUGAAAAGGAGAAAGGAAGGAGAUUCUCUCUCUCUCUCAUUUUUUCUGAUAUAUCUAUCUCAAUCUUGCUCCUUUUAUAUUGAGGUUUUAUGGUUGCUUACAUAAGAAAAUGUGCAUUUAGCAACAAAUACUUGUUUACAUGACUGAUAACACGUUUGGUCACUUGUUCUCUGAUCACCUUGUUCUCUGAUCACCUUAUUGGUAAUAACAUAUGCUUUUGCUUUUAUCCAAACACUAUGAUAAUCUUUUUAUUUUUUGGAUGUGAUCAACAGACAUUACUGCUUCCAUGUAAGAAAAUUUUUAAUUCAGUGGCCCACAUCAGUUGAAUUAAAAACAUCACACCCUUGUGAGCAGCAGCUCCCUUGCCUCUUAAACUAUCACUAGGUGAGCACCAUUCAAAUCAAUGCACUUUUGUGCAAUCCUUAAGCCCUUAAAAUUUGUGACAUUAGCAUAAAUUAAAGCAGAUUAAACAGUUGUAUAACCAGCUUCUUGAAUGGAGUAAAUAUCUUCAUUCAUUGAAGAGUCAGGGUGGGUUGAAAUCUCAGAAAACUUGAAUGCACUUGAUUCAAUUCAAACUGACGCUUGUCCCCAUAUCGCACUCAGGGCCUCAAAUAUAUACUCAGUUGUAUUUAUAAUUGUGAGUCUCAUAUACCAGUCACACAAAAGGUGUAAUCUUUUGGGGAUGGGGUAAAGAAGAAAGGGGAGAGGAAAAGGAUGAGUAAAGGGAAGAGGGUGGAAAAGACAUUUAAUGUAGGCAGAGGAAGAUAAGGUAAGGGGCUCAUCUCUGUACCAUUGGCCCUUGAGCCUGUGGUGGGUGAGAAUCCUUUAGCCCAGGCCCAAUGUAAAAUCUGGGUUACCAUAGUUUACCUUCCCCAGGUUUCUCCAGGUACCCAUUUAUCCCAUCCUGAAGGGAAGGCUGAAGAGCUUAGUGGGCUGUGUGCCAGCUGUCCAGACCGGGAUUCAGACUCAGGCCUACGGAUUUAAUAGACAGAUGAACAAUGACUAAAGUAUAGUCUCCCUUCUCGCUACAUGGAGGUGAGCAGUUAUUAAAAGUUAGCCCACUCCAUACUUCCCACACAUAAAGGACAGAAGUGAAGCAGAUUGAAAUAGAAAAUCAGUGUAGAAAGGGAUUCAAAGGCUGCCUCCAGCCACUACAUAAUGCCACUACAAUCAUUGUGCCAAAUGAUAAAUCUUCAUAGCUGUUGGCAAAAGAUAUAUGUAUGUGUGUAUUUGCUUAUACUUUUGUUUUUUGUUGAUAGUCAUCAUAGGUAUGGAAACCUGUGUCUUCCCCUUUGUGACCUAACGAAAAAAAUUGUGAUAUAUAAUUUUUUUCAUGAUUUUAGCAUCAAGAAUUCAUAAUAGUGACUUCAUCACAUGAAUAUUUUUCUAUGCUAUCCAUGCCAGUGAUUUUACAGCAUUCCAGGGAAAGUUAGCUUCAUUAGGAAGAAUAGGAGGAAGAGAAGGCCGAGGAGGAGGAAGAAGGAGGAGGAGGAAUCUCUUCUGGUUAACCAAAAAAGUGUGUGUGUGUGUAUGCAUGCAGGUGGCCAUAUGUAAACCAUAAAUAUGUAUUCUCAGCUGCUUAGCCACAUAUGUAUGUGUGUAUCUUCUGAGUGUGAACCCCUCAACAUGUAUAGGUCUGCUGUGUGCUAUAUGUGUGUGUGUACUUAUGUGUGUGUGUGCUUAAGGUGUAUGUAUACCUUCAACACUAAUACAAUCAGGUUUCCUUAUUAAGGUGUGUCUACAACCAGUCAGGUGUAGACACAGGUAGGCAGCCUAAGGCACACCACCACCAAAUGCUGUGGAGAUAAUCAGCACUUCUGAGGCAACACAGCUCAGUACAAUCAAACAUUUGUAAGUAGCAACUGUUUGAGGAGAUCUGUUGACAACCAUUUUAAGUAGCAGCUGAAAUCGUGAAGUGUGAAGGUUAGCUCAUCUGUAACCAGAACUAUUAGAAAAUAUAACCAUAACUGUUCGUGAUGUCACACCACAAUUCUUCAAUGUACAGUGGAACUAGUGAGUGAAUCCUGUAGUCCUGGGUUGCAGGACUUGCCCACUGGGUCACCACCUCCAACAAACUAAUAAAAAGAUACUGGAUUAGAAGCCCCCUUGCUGCAUGUGGUGCUGUCAGAAGCUUUGCAGUGGAGUCUUGAGGGUGAUACAGAAACUCAAACGGAGUUAUAUUUCCUCUCCAUUAACUCUCCAUCCAUGCGGCAGUGUUAGCGACUUUAUUUCUACAAUGCGAUGGCAAAGUCUGUCUCCCUCAAUUAUAAUCCCUCUAUUGAUAAUCAUACUGGACAAUGCUAGUAACACACAUCAGAUGUUUGCUGUUAGUGUGUUGCUAGUGGCUGCUGCCAGCAUGACCCUUGCUGGUGUUCUGUGUGUUGUUACACCUGCCUGUGUCUACACCUACAAUACAGUGUUACUGGGCUGUGUAAAGCCUGAAGCAGCUGUAAUAGAUGUGCAAUGUGUUAACACUAACCAGUGAUUGAUCACAUGGGACACCAUACACAUCAUGGGACAAAAUAAAAUAUUGAUAUGAAAAAAUUACAUGUGGCUGAAGAGAAGGAAAUUAAUAUGGAAUAAAAACUGUCAUUGACACAUCACUGAACAAAACUUAAGCAUUGACAAAAAAAAAAAAAAAAAAAAAAAAUUACAGUCAAAUGAUUGUGAAGCAAAAGUGAUACAUCAGCACCAGCCUAAUAUCAAAUUACCUUUACUUUUACUGAAAAAGGAAAUUUCAGCAAUGCAGACUAAAAAAGACACACAGAGCAAGUGCUAUGCAACACACUGGGCCAUGCCGAGGCCUGUGUCAGUGUGUGUGUGUCUGGCAUGAAGGUCAGGGUCAUCUCCCCCAACAUGGCUCAAAACAGCCAGUCAGCCGGGGUCACACAUAUCGUUAGCCAAGUGUGUAAAAGUAAUGGAUAUUUAUAAUAGUAAUAAAAAGGAUAUUUA